This is a messenger RNA of Oncorhynchus mykiss (rainbow trout), 3022 nucleotides long. RefSeq lists its product as uncharacterized. The record is from RefSeq and is a predicted model, not a curated record. Lineage: Eukaryota; Metazoa; Chordata; Actinopteri; Salmoniformes; Salmonidae.
AGUCUCCUUUUUAAAACUGAAUAUAUAUCUAUUCUCCAUGAGCUUUUUAUGAAUUGACCCAGUUGAAAAGUGAAACAGUUCAAUUUUACUACGAAUAUGAAACUUUAACUUUAAUGUUCGUCAUCUUGCAAGUUGAGGGACUUAUGUACAGUUGGCGAGAGUUGAUUGUCUGACGGUUACAAUAUGUAAAUUGGUAGUUAUGUCAAACUCUGGUUAUGUAGCGGGCUAUUUUCUAGGUCUAUUCAUUAGAGCAAAACGUUUUGCAACGGAAACGUUUUGCAACGACAACGAAUUUCUUAUUGGACAAGUUUAGUUAGUCCCUCCCCGUUUUGGUCCGUUUGGUGUCAAGUGAAUACAACCCUGUGUAGUUUUGUAACACAGCAAUAAUGAAUUUACGCAAGUUCUAUAUCGACAUUAUUAUGCGCAUUCUGGUGUUCAUACGUGCAGCAGAAACUACACCUUCAAUAGGGUGAGGAUCAUUCUACAAUUUGACAUUUAUACGUAACGACACCAGUCUCUAGCCGAGAUGACCCAGGUGCGAAGGUCGGUGGGAGAGGCGCUGUGGGGAAUGUGUGCCGCCGACGCCAUGUCCAUGCCUGCGCACUGGUACUACAACAUCGAUGACAUCAAGAGAGAUUUUGGAGGAUGGAUCACCGGCUUCAACGCACCCAACAACAGACACCCGUCCAGCAUCCUCACCCUCUCCAACUCAGCGGGGAGCGGUCGCACUGCAUGGUCCUCUGGUGGGAACAGACCCCAUGUUGUGGGUAGCGUAAUCCUCCAUAACAAGCUCAAGUUCUGGAAGGCAUCGGGUGGAUCGGUCCACUAUCACCAAGGUCUCCAGGCUGGUGAGAAUACCCUGAAUGCCAUCUGCUCCCUGAGGGUGGCACAGGCCCUGACAGGGGGGAAGUUUGCCAGCGUGGCAGAACCAGCGGCGAGGGGGGCGGUGCUGGCUGAUUACGUACACUUCAUGACCACGCCAGGAACACAUGGAGACACCUACGCAGAGUCCUUCCACAGAGCAUUCUUCUCCGACUGGCAAGACACCAGACCCACUUCCUCAAGCAAGGUGUUGGAGUUUGCAGAGCAGCGCUACCAGCAGAAGAUGAACGUGUCAGUCCCUGACAGCCAGCUAGACGCUAUUGGCUGCCUCCCCAUGGCCAUCCCCUUUGUGCUUCUCUCUGCCACAGCCAAUGAGGACCAAGCUGUGUCUGCAGCAGUGGAGUUUGUCCGGCUCACCCACCCCCACCCCAAGGUGGAGAAAUAUGUGACGCUGUACGCCCGAGCCCUCCAUGCCACUCUGAAUGGGGCGUGUCUGAAGCAGCAAGCGGAGGCCUUCCUCAAGUCACCCGACCUGGACGCAUGGGACACUUGCAAGCCCUACAUACAGAAAGCAGCCAGGUUUCCAACCUCUUCUGCAGAGGGGCUCAAGGUUCACCAGAGUGCAGUGGAAAUGCUUGGCAUGGCCUGCUACACCCGAGGUGCCCUCAGUAGUAUGUUCUACCUAGCACAUGAGUUUCACAACGACCCUCAUGGAGGGAUCCUGGCAAACACCAAUUGUGGCGGAGAGAACUGCAACAGGGGUUCUGCUUUGGGGGCUCUGCUGGGGGCAAGGGCAGGGUACACGGGUGGAUCUGUACCCCAGGAGUGGAAGGAUGGAUUGAGGAACACACAGGAACCAAUCCAUGAAAUACUAAAGAUGCUCCGAGACUGCCCCCUAUAGGACUUAAAGCCAGCAUCAGAGCACUGACACACAUACCUUACCUCCGUUUGGUUGGUGUUCACAUGCUGGCCGUUGUAUGCACAAAAAGAUACCUUACAAUGAAAAAGAUUACUAUGCACAAAUAAUUACCUUGUGUAAAAGUGCUUAUUUUCCCAAUUUUACUCUUAAGGCCUUCCAGGUUUACCUUGGUUUACUCCCCAGCUGAAAGCUCAGCUAUCUCUCUCGACCAUACAUCAAGUAACUAUUCUCAGCUGUGUCUCCAUUAAAUAUAUUUUAGAGAUCAGUUGGAGUUUACGCACUAAAGGCGUCCGCAUACAUAGGUUCGGUUUGCUCCUAGCAGAACUCGGCCAGGCGAAGUGAACGUCUGUGCUCGCAUACUCCCUUAAUAUACCUUCGCUUGAAAAAUUAGAAAGAAGUGGAAAUAUUACUGUUUGUACCUCUUGAGACGCCAUAGUCAGUACACUCACUUCCUCAAAAUAGUCUCAAUUAAUUUAAGAGAAAUCUGUAAAUCAUUUUACGUUUUUGGUGAGGAGGUCUUAGUUGCGCAAAUUUACAUCUAAGAUUUUUGGUGCAGUAUUUCUUAACAUCUGCAUGAAAACUAGUCGUCUAGUUGAAUGACAACAAGCACUUCAUUGCAGAUCCCGUAUUGUUGACCAAUCACCGACGAAGGGGCGUAGACUUCGGCUACGGAACUUUGACAAGCCUCAAGAAAUACUUGUGUGAUGAACAGCCGGGGGGGAAACCCUGCCGAACGUUCUGUAAAACGUUACAGAAUUUCAUCAUAAUAUAUGCGCGAUCUUUUUCGAAUUUGAAUCAUACCGUAAACUUUAAACUCAUGUCGAGUUUGAGUUGAAGAAGAAAAAGUUAACCUAGUUUAAAGUACAUUUGAUCAUAUACAUUGAUUGCAGAAGCAGGUAGACAGUAGCCUGCAACAUUUCUACAUUCCUUGUUUCCAAGUUGUGCAAAGGGAAAUAUUGUGAAUUGAUUAUGGCAGUUCAAUGGUAACUUAUUUUAUCAGUCUUAUUUUCAUUUAGAUAGAACCUAGUGAAGUUAUUUGAAAGGUAAUAUGCCCUGCCAAAUUGUGUUUUAAAGUUGAAUAAAAGCUUUUAUGCUGGUCGAUUAUGCGCACAUACAAUAGUAUACACUGUUACAAUCUCUUAUGUACUGUAAUUAAGGUGUGAAAACCUUCAUUAUCUAACAUCUACAGUACAUGCUGCUUUUCACAUGGAUCAUGUUUAUUAUCUAUAUAUUUUUUGUAUCCUUCAGGCCCAAUAAAUGGUGUCUCAUUACCAAAUCUAA